AGCGGAGCACGAAACCGUCCUCCUCGCUUCCUCCUGCCAUUAUUAUUUCUCCUCCUGCAUUGCUUCCUUCCUCCCCUGGCCACUCCUCGUCCUUAUCGUCAACCACCAUUGCUCCUUUCCCCCAAGCAACACAACUCCCGGCCUCCCGGGCCCAAUCCCGCCGCGAGCCCCGCCCAGCCAGCCAUGGAUCCGUACAAGCACCGCCCGUCCAGCGGGAACAACUCCAGCUUCUGGACCACCAACUCCGGCGCCCCCGUCUGGAACAACAACUCCGCCCUCACCGUCGGCCAGCGAGGACCCAUCCUCCUUGAGGACUACCAUCUGAUUGAAAAGCUUGCUCAGUUCGACAGGGAACGUAUCCCUGAACGGGUAGUUCAUGCACGGGGAGCCAGUGCCAAGGGUUUCUUUGAAGUAACACACGAUGUUUCUCACCUUACAUGUGCUGAUUUUCUCCGGGCUCCUGGGGUUCAGACCCCUGUUAUUGUUCGGUUCUCCACAGUUGUGCAUGAGCGUGGAAGCCCUGAGACCUUGAGGGAUCCACGUGGUUUUGCUGUCAAGUUCUACACCAGAGAGGGUAACUUUGACCUUGUGGGUAACAACAUGCCUGUCUUUUUCAUCCGAGAUGGGAUGAAAUUCCCUGACAUGGUUCAUGCUUUCAAGCCAAACCCAAAGACCAAUUUGCAGGAGAACUGGAGAAUAGUAGACUUCUUCUCACACCACCCAGAGAGCAUGCACAUGUUCACCUUCCUCUUCGAUGAUGUUGGCAUCCCACUCAACUACAGGCACAUGGAGGGUUUUGGUGUGAACACCUACACCUUGAUCAACAGGGAUGGAAAGCCUCACCUUGUCAAAUUCCAUUGGAAGCCUACUUGUGGUGUGAAAUGCUUGUUGGAUGAUGAAGCUGUUACUGUUGGAGGCACCUGCCACAGCCAUGCCACAAAGGAUCUAUAUGAUUCUAUUGCAGCGGGGAAUUACCCAGAAUGGAAGCUUUACAUUCAAACCAUUGAUCCUGACCAUGAGGAUAAAUUUGAUUUUGACCCACUUGAUGUCACCAAGACCUGGCCAGAGGAUAUCAUCCCACUGCAGCCUGUUGGACGGAUGGUCCUGAACAAGAACAUCGAUAACUUCUUUGCAGAAAAUGAACAGAUUGCUUUCUGCCCAGCUAUCAUUGUCCCUGGAAUCCACUAUUCUGACGAUAAGCUACUUCAGACGAGAAUUUUCUCCUACGCUGACACCCAAAGGCACCGCCUUGGUCCAAACUAUCUGAUGCUUCCUGUGAAUGCACCAAAAUGUGCUCACCACAACAACCACCAUGAUGGCUUCAUGAACUUCAUGCACAGGGAUGAAGAGGUGAACUACUUCCCAUCGAGGUUUGAUUCAGUCCGUCAUGCUGAGAAGGUUCCUAUCCCUCCCCGUGUUCUGACAGGCUGCCGUGAGAAGUGCAUUAUCCAUAAGGAGAACAACUUCAAGCAGGCUGGUGAGAGAUACCGAUCCUUUGACCCUGCAAGGCAAGACCGGUUCAUCCAGCGGGUGGUUGACGCUCUCUCAGAUCCUCGUGUUACCCAUGAGCAUCGUAGCAUUUGGAUCUCCUAUUGGUCUCAGUGCGAUGCAUCCCUCGGCCAGAAGCUGGCAUCUAGGCUCAACCUGAAGCCGAACAUGUAGAUUGACAAGGACGAAAUCGUGCACAGACAAGGCGCACCCGGGGUGGAUACAGCAUGAAGUGUGUGAUGUUGGGAAUGGUUGUAACAUUGAAUAAAGAGUAAUGGACGUGAUAGUAGUACGUAUCCUGAGGUGUGAACCAGUGGUUGUUAUCCUAUCCAGGAACUUUGCCCUGCUUCAUCUUUGCAAGAAAGACAUACAGUACAAUAAAGAAGAAUGUGGUGGAUUAUAACA
This is a messenger RNA of Panicum hallii, 1893 nucleotides long. RefSeq names its product catalase isozyme B. Gene Ontology annotation, biological process: hydrogen peroxide catabolic process; response to hydrogen peroxide. The record is from RefSeq and is a predicted model, not a curated record. Gene Ontology annotation, molecular function: heme binding; catalase activity. The coding region runs from base 184 to 1662 and encodes 492 amino acids. Lineage: Eukaryota; Viridiplantae; Streptophyta; Magnoliopsida; Poales; Poaceae. Gene Ontology annotation, cellular component: plasma membrane; peroxisome; cytoplasm. The transcript has 8 exons.